AUGGGGUGGUGGACACUGAUUGCCGUAAUCCCUAUCAUGUUAUACAUUAUCCACCCGUUGUGGACACUCUAUGACAUGGACGCGAAGUCUUUGAUAUUGUUGGCGAUAGCGGUAAUCCUUGUGACCAAAUGGAUUGUCCGCAAACUUGAGCCGCGGACUCGACCGACUCGAGCCCAGGGAAGGGUCGCCAACAAUGACACAAAUAGUGGCAACGGUUGCCGUUCAUUGAGAGCCAUGUUCUCGGGUGACCCGAAAACGACAUUAUUUGACCCAAAUUUGGUCAAAAUGCUGAAUGAAUUACAGGACACACUCAAUGACAGCCUUGCGUUGGAUUUGCCGCAAAUAGUGGUCGUCGGCGGACAGUCGUCGGGAAAGUCCAGUGUUUUGGAGAGUAUUGUUGGCCGCGAUUUCCUGCCCCGCGGGUCGGGUAUUGUCACCCGAAGACCACUUGUGCUACAAAUAAAGUCAGACAAAACCAACACCAGAGAUUUCGGUGUAUUUCUUCAUUUACCCGAAAAGAAAUUUUACAAUUUCAACGAAAUCAGGGAUGAAAUCAUUGCCGAAACCGAUCGAGUAGUGCCCGAAAGUAGAGGAAUAUCACCGAAACCAAUCAAUCUGAGGAUCCAUUCCUCUGAAAUGUUGGAUCUAACUCUAGUAGAUCUGCCGGGAAUGACAAGAGUGGCCGUUGGGAACCAACCCAAAGAUAUUGAGUUUCAAAUUGAGAGAAUGAUUUUGGAUUACAUUUCGGGCGAAAAUUGUCUCAUUUUGGCCGUCACUGCAGCCAAUCAGGAUUUGGCGACAUCUGAUGCACUAAAACUGGCCAAUAAAGUGGAUCCGGAGGGCAACCGCACUAUCGGUGUUCUCACAAAACUGGAUCUCAUGGAUAAGGGAACCGAUGCUCGGAAUAUACUGUUAGGAAAACAUGACAUCCGUUUGAAGAGGGGUUUCCACGGAGUGGUUAAUCGGUCACAAAAAGACAUCGAAGGAAACAAAAAAAUGAGGAAAGCAAUGGAAGACGAGCACAAGUUCUUUGUGGAUCACCCCUCGUAUGGGCCAUCGAUGGCCAAACGUAUGGGUAUUGAAUAUUUGAAACAAUUCCUUCAGAAGGAACUGUUUGAACACAUCGCCAAUCGGAUGACACCAAUGAUGACCAAAACAGAAGAGAAAUUAAGACAAAUUACUGAAGACUUGGAGGGAAUUGAGUUCCCGGAGGACCCGAUGGAAAAGCAAAGAAUUUUGGUUCAAACGAUUGAAAAGUUUUGCAAACAUUUCAAGAGCUCAAUGGGAGGUAACGGUUGGGAAGUGGACGUCAAUGAUCUGAGUUGUGGUGCGAUUAUCAAUGUCCUGAUGAACGACACGUUUCCCAAACAAAUUGAUCUCUUGUUUUACGACGAGAAGCGUUUGGGCCGUAGAAUCGCGACGGCUAUACAAAACUCUUCGGGCACUCGUUUGGAUGUUUUCAUUCCCAACACCGCAUUCACCACAUGUUUUGGCCCACAAAUAGAAUUGUUCAAAAAGCCGUCAAUCGCUUGUGUCGAUUGGGUUACCGAUGAAAUUAGGAAAACAAUUAACAAAUGUUUGGAUGAUAUCAACUGUUUUCCUAAUUUAAAGAAAUCCUUCGCCGACUUAACUCUCGAUUUUGUUCGCGAGUCUAAUAAAGAGUGCAAAAAAAUUGUCGACCAUUUGAUUAAAGUGGAGAAAUGCUAUCCAAACACACGUCACGAAGACUUCAUUGAAAUGAUUGGUGAUAUCAAGACUACACCGAUAGCACCGGUACAAGUGAAUGGCACGGCUUUAGCGGUUCAACAAAACGCACAAAAUUUGAAAUGCGAUUGGAUUUCAUACCAGAAGAAUGACUUGUGGUUUGUUCUCAGAGAUAACACUCUUUACUGGUUUAGAGAUGAGAAACAAAAUGGCAAAAAAGGUUCACUGGAUUUAAAUGGCUGUCAAAUGGUGUUCAAUGGUUGGAAACUGGCUAUCAUUUUGCCAAAAUCUUAUCGCAUUAUCAGUGACUUUAUAUUGGCUUUUAAUUCGGGUGAAGCGAUGGCCAAAUGGUAUCAAUGGUUAGUAGAGGCGGGCGUUACGAGAAGUACGAGAAUCGCUCAAACCAUUGAUUGGGAUUCAAAAUGUGACGAGUUUUUUGAAAGCGGUUCCCAAUUGAGUGCCAAUGGUUUGCCUCAAGACAUGUCGUUUCCCGACGUAAUGAAACCACAAGUGGAUGAAGUGAAGAGAUAUCUUCACACAUAUUUCGUGAUACUUAAGAAGACAUUUAAGGAUCGUUUGCCUAAAUUGUGUCAAUUAGAGCUCAUAAACGCCACCUCAGAGUUCAUUGAAAAAGAACUUCGGAAACGAAUUAUGGAUCAGUUCUCGACAAUCGAUGAAAUCAUUGGCGAAGAUCCCGACAAAGAGCUGAGGAUUGAGUUAUUGAAUAAGAAGAAGGAUUACAUCGAAGCCAUUGCUAUAAUGGAUAAGUACUCCAAAAUGAGACUUUGA
Medioppia subpectinata is the source of this 2493-nucleotide messenger RNA. The record is from the annotation of a GenBank genome assembly. NCBI's taxonomy places the organism in Eukaryota, Metazoa, Arthropoda, Arachnida, Sarcoptiformes, Oppiidae.